Molecule: messenger RNA, 651 nt
Organism: Colletotrichum graminicola M1.001
Lineage: Eukaryota; Fungi; Ascomycota; Sordariomycetes; Glomerellales; Glomerellaceae
Product: Ras family protein
Exons: 5
Coding region: 1-651 (216 amino acids)
Biological process (GO): protein import into nucleus; ribosomal subunit export from nucleus
Cellular component (GO): nucleus; cytoplasm
Molecular function (GO): GTPase activity; GTP binding
Source: RefSeq, a predicted model, not a curated record
AUGGCUGCCGCCCAGACUCCUACCUUCAAGCUCGUCCUUGUCGGCGAUGGCGGUACCGGAAAGACCACCUUCGUCAAGCGCCACUUGACGGGUGAGUUCGAGAAGAAGUACAUGGCCACUCUUGGUGUCGAGGUUCACCCCUUGGGCUUCACUACGAACUUCGGCCAGAUCCAGUUCGAUGUCUGGGAUACCGCCGGCCAGGAGAAGUUCGGCGGGCUCCGUGACGGUUACUACAUCAACGGCCAGUGCGGUAUCAUCAUGUUUGAUGUCACCUCCCGUAUCACCUACAAGAACGUCCCCAACUGGCAUCGCGACCUCGUCCGCGUCUGUGAGAACAUCCCCAUUGUUCUCUGCGGUAACAAGGUCGAUGUGAAGGAGCGCAAGGUCAAGGCCAAGACCAUUACCUUCCACCGCAAGAAGAACCUCCAGUACUACGAUAUCUCCGCCAAGUCUAACUACAACUUCGAGAAGCCCUUCCUUUGGCUCGCACGCAAGCUCGUCGGCAACCCUGCUUUGGAAUUCGUUGCCGCACCGGCUCUGGCCCCCCCCACCGCCCAGGUCGACGAGAAGCUCCUCGAGCAGUACCGCAAGGAGAUGGACGACGCUGCCCAGAUGCCUCUGCCUGGUGAACUUUCGGACGAUGACUUGUAA